UACAAUUUUUAAAAAUUGUAUUUUUACUGCGUUGACUUUGUUCAAUACAUUUUUUUAUCCAGUAUAUUAUUAAAAUAUUUAAUUUAUUUAAAGAAUUUCUAUUGCACCGUUUGUGAUUACUGUAAUGCAAUUUUUAACUGACAGUUUGUGACCGUUCAGAGUUUACGCGACAAGGGUGUAAACAUUUGACACGAAAUAAUCUAUCUAAAUAGAUUGUUUUCUUUUUGAAAUCGUUCGGAGUUAAAACUUGUAUAUACAGUUUAUCCGUUUUAUUGUAUGGAAUUAAAUUGAACUUUAAGCUAUCGUGGCCUCGCUAUGAAAAUCAGCAGGUCGAUAAUCAAGAGAGAAAGAAAGAGAGAGGAUGAAAACAAACAAUAUGUGUAAUAUGUUAAAAUGUUUUAAUGCUAAUACCAUUCGUAACUGUUGCUAUAUCGUCACAGUAGGUAUCGAUUGUGUUUUUUAAUAAUGUUAUUAUAACAAGAUUGUGUAUCGCUACAGUUAUGUUACAUAGGAAGUCCUAAACGUUUACAAACAUACUCAUAAAUAAUAAUAAUUACCAAUAAAAACUAUUAACGACAGUCGUUAUUUCGAACAAUAAGAAUACAUUUGCUGUAGAAGAAAAAAUAGCAAAUCCGCACAACUGUAAAAUAUUACAAAAUUCGAUAAAUAUUUCUGUCAACACUAUUUAUAUAAAUAUAUUGUCUUGAGUUUAUAAAACAGGGUAAUUGCUUGUAACCACAUUCUACUUGUAUGUUUUGUGCGUAAAGUUCGGUAAUUUUUAUCAUUUUCAACACGAUAAAUUGAAUGGCAACAUAGAAUGGAGUUUUUUUUUUUCAAUUAUUUCUAUAUUGAAAGCAUAAUGUUUUAUAAUUAAAAAAUACGUUUUUUUUUUUAUAUACUCGAGAGUUUUUUCGAGUUUUAAUGAAAAUUCGUUGAAGUUUUUCCGUCUCGAAUAGUUUUGAACGUUUCAAAGUAAACUAGUUACUUAUUUGUGUUAAAUUUGUAAAGUAGUGAGUCAUCCGAAAGUUAAAAAUAAAGUAGACAAUUGCUUUUCAAUACGCAUAUAGAAUUUUUUGACAGAGUAUUUUUUUAUUACUCAUAAGUAGCGCGUAUACUGUAGCGGAUUGAAUUACCGAGAAGUACCACUUUACUGGAGAGUUCAUUUAGGAGCAGCACAACAGGAGUCUAUUUUAUCAAUACAACGGCGAAAAAUUCAAGUGUUUGUGGUGACCGGUGGACAAAUUAGUUGGGUUUAAAAGCGGAAUACUCGUGUGCGGCUAAGGCGACGGGAACCAGUGGCGGCGGCGGCGGACCUUGGCCCGGGCGCGUUAUCAUCCGCAGCGUGCGGUAUAAACGAGAUAAUUGAAAGGCCAUGUCCACUGUCGACACAGCGUGUGAUAAGGGCCUCCCACCGCUACUGCAACUUUGUUAUUUUGUGUCCCCCACAUAUUGACAGUUUUCCAAACGGUGUUCCAUGGCUUGGUGACAUCGAAGCCACCAGUCGCAGAUAUAAUUUCACGUUCGACGAGUGACGUGCGGUACCGAGUGUUCGUGUGUGCGUCCGAGCCGCGUACAAGUUUUCGAUCUUUAAAAUGGAUCUGCCACCGCCGCCACCGUCUGGGAGCGGCGGCUUUUUGUCAAACCGCCGGAUCAAGCUGACGGCCGUUUUUCCGAUGAUCAUCGGCACUCGGCAUCAGCGGAACAUCUCCAAGUCGGACUCCUCAUCGCUGGAGAAGAGCGGUCGGCCGCCGCGUAAGCCAUCACUGCCCAAGUCUUCGCGUCAACCGCCCGUAACGGAACGUGUUUCACCGACCGCCGCCGACACGGCUCGAAACAGAAUCCGACGCGGUUCCAGUCUCACCGAUCUCAACAGAUCCGAUUCUCUGGCAGAUUCCAAUGGAAGUUUUGGUGACCUAAUGAAUCUAAAGCGGUUUUACGAUGAUUCUUCAAUUGGCUCUGCCGAGAAUUUGGUUGCUCGAGCCGUACCCUUGUCUACGGUUUUUUGCAGUCGUCACCAUUAUGGUAGUGGUGGUAUUGGAUCCGAAGAGAGUAUAUUGGCCAUCGAGACUGGAGCUGUGACGGCACCCAGCACGCCUUCGGCUUAUCAUCAUAGGACAAGAUUCGACUUGCAGCCCCGUAGAUAUGCCUUAGCGGAACACCAUAAAGCCGAUCAAAGUCACUAUACAACAGCAGGCAUCGGGAUACGGGCCAAGCAACAGUCCCGGGCCGAUAUGACCAGCCAGCAACGCAUCGAACGAAUGUCCAGAAUCAUGAAGCAAAACCACCAUCGAGUCGAACCCUCCCGAUUCCGGCACACCUUGACUUUAUGUAUAGCGGGCGGUAUCAACUGCACGGCACGGCGUCGGCUUAAUUUGUUGAAUUGCAGUGCAUCGGCACGCACGUCAAACACACUGUGCCAGCCAAACCCAUCGACGUUAUUGUUAUAUGAUAGGCCUUGAGCUAACAUACCGUGUUCCUUAAAAAUUGUUUAAUCCAGAUAAUGGUUACAAUAGAGAGGUUCUCAAAGAGAAUAUUAUUAUAUUCACAAAUGUUUAAGGAUCUGACUGGUUUUUAUUUGUUAAAAAAAUAAUAAUUACUACACUUGUGCACUGUUGUUUGAAUUACACUUAGAUGAAAUGUUUAAAACAGAA
Daktulosphaira vitifoliae (grape phylloxera) is the source of this 2651-nucleotide messenger RNA. RefSeq lists its product as uncharacterized. The record is from RefSeq and is a predicted model, not a curated record. The transcript has 3 exons. The coding region runs from base 1593 to 2459 and encodes 288 amino acids. NCBI's taxonomy places the organism in Eukaryota, Metazoa, Arthropoda, Insecta, Hemiptera, Phylloxeridae.